Messenger RNA from Phascolarctos cinereus (koala), 4112 nucleotides. NCBI's taxonomy places the organism in Eukaryota, Metazoa, Chordata, Mammalia, Diprotodontia, Phascolarctidae. The record is from RefSeq and is a predicted model, not a curated record.
UCCAGGCCCACCUGAGCUUGACUGAGCCACCUAGCUGCCCAUAACUAUAGCAAUAGAUAGAGAGGAUGACCCAUCCAGGAUUUUAGAAAGGUGAUAAACAAGUUUCUUAUGAUGUCCUUGUGGAUUAGAGACUGGAUAAUACAGUUAUGAGAAAUUAGAUCUAGUUGAAUGACAAGUCAUAACCAGGCAGUGAUUGUCCAUCUUGGUAAUGUUUCCAUGGGAAGAGAAGAAAGUGCCAAGGACCAAGCCCAAGAUGAAGGAGCUCCAAGUGAUGGUGAAAUAUCACCUGGGCCAGUAACAGCAGCAGUGGGAGAGCAAGGCAGCAGUAGCAUUUGGGAGUUCAGAAAGCUAAGCUAGAAGUCCUGCCCUUCUGGCAACAUAGACACCGAAUUAGAAUUGAGGCCGAGCCCCCGGAAAUGCAUUGAGGACUCCAAACUUCAUGCCAGACAACCAGGAGACCAUCACUGAAGAGCACAAGCCAGGGGCCCAGAAGUCCAUAUACCAUCACCAGUCCCCUAGGGAGCUAAUUAGCUAUAAGAUCCAUUAAGCUAUCCCCCUUCUGACCAGGAAUUGGUCUUUUUUUUUUCCUUCUUUUUUCUGUCACUUGCUUUUUAAAGAGUGAUAAUUUUGGUGUUGGGCCAAGAAAAUAUCAACACUGAGGUGGGUCUUUAAAGGACUGUCACAAUGAUCUGUUCUUGGCCCUAUUCUGUUCAACAUUUUGAUCAUUGGAUGGAAGCACAAAUGGCAUUUAUCAAAUUUGCCAGGUACAUCAAGGUAUAGGGACACAUUGGAUAAUAGAAUCAGCAUCCAAAAAGAUCUUGAAAGGCUGAAAUGAUGAGCUGAAUCUAGUGGGAUUAAAUUUAAUAGAGAUAAAUAUAAAGUCCUACAUUUGAGUUAAAACAACUGCCUGAGUAUAAGAUUUAGGGGUUCUAUAGGGGUAGGUGGUGGAGUGUGGAUCAUAAAGUCAAUCGUGUAACAUGGCAGCAAGACAAUCACACAAAACAAAUUUGCUCUUAAACCUGUGCUUCCAGAAGGACAAAAGUGGGCGUCCUUCUGUCAUCGGUCCUGAUCAGGCCACACCUGGAAUGUAUUAGGAAGGUCAUUGACAAACUGGAGGUGGGGGAAGGGGUGUUGACCAUCAUCUGGAGGCCAGGAAAAUAGGAGUAUCAUUGAUGAAACUGGGGAUGAAAAGAUGAGAUGGGGGAGACGGAUGUAGUCACUGUCUUCAAGUUGUUUUCCUUGGCUCCACAGGGCAGAGUCGUCCGUGAACUGAAAGUGUCAGUUCUAGUGGAGCUAGGAGAAAAAAACCUUCCUCACAAUGAGAGCUGCCCCAAGGCCGAAUGGACCGAUUUGGGAGGCUGUCAUGGGAGGACUUCAAACAAGGAUGUUGUAGAAAGUUGUGCAGGUUGGACUAAAUCACCUCUGAAGUUGCUUCCAGCCUCUAGAGGCAUGUUCACCUCCGCCCGAAGAGGCUUCUCCAUCGAGGCGCUCGUGGGUACUUCCACGGAGCCGUUGCUGCGCCCCGCGCCCGCCAGAGCCUGCGCCUCACCAGCUUGGGGGGCUGCUCGCCUGUUGGUCCCGGAGCCUUCUGCUGCCCCGGACCGCGGAGCCGGUGGUCGCCUGGGUCCGCCUCCGCCCGGCCCCCGGGACCUGUGCAGUUGCUGCCCCUGGCUUCUCCGAAGCCUUUUGUGGACGCCGAGCUUCCCGGGAGAAAUUCAUUCUGCUGAGAGCCUGCUGCUUUGUGGGCCCUUUACUCGAAAGCCCAAAAGAAUCCGGACAGCUUUCUCCCCAUCCCAGCUCCUGAGGCUGGAAAGAGCCUUUGAAAAAAACCACUAUGUAGUGGGAGCAGAGAGGAAGCAGCUUGCAAACAGCUUGUGUCUAACGGAAACUCAGGUGAAAGUAUGGUUCCAAAAUCGUAGAACAAAACACAAAAGGCAGAAGAUGGAGGAGGAAUGCCCAACAGCAGAGGAGAAGAGGAAGAGUGGACCACUUCUGAGUCAGUGGCAGGUGGCUGCUAGGCAGGGCAUUGAUGAGGACAUUGAUGUGACAUCUGAAAAUUAGGAGCGCUCUUGGGGACUGGAAGGUACCUUCUCAUGAAAGAAUGCUUGAGGCCUAGCCCUGGGACAAGUUCGAUGGCAGAGGCAGGACCCUCUUUGAUGAGACUGAUGGAUUUUCAAAAUUUUCCAAAGGUAACUUUAAAUACAACUGGAGACUAACACCCACUCAAGACUGCAAGGUAACAAACUGGAAAAGUUCAUGAAAGUUUUCUUCAGAGCUGGGCAUGGUGGCACCUGCCUAUAAUCCCUGCUAUUGGGGUUGCUGAGGCUGCUGUAUUGCUGGAGCUCAGGAUCUCUGAGAUGUAGUGUGCUAAGCCAAUCAAGUGUCCACACUAAAUCUGGCUCCAAUAUGGUGAGCCUCCAGUACCUAGAAACCACCAGGCUGCUUAAGGAGGGAAGAACUGCCCCAGGUUGGAAACUGAGGAGGUCACAGCUCCUGUGCUGAUCGGUAGUGGAACUGAGCCUAUAAAUGGCCACUGCACUUUUAUCAUGGCUGAGAUAAAGGGAAAGCAGUCACGAGAAAUGAAACGGUUUUCACAAGAAAUUUGUACUGCUUUGUGAGUAUAAACUGGAGCUCCAAAUGACCAUAUUGAAGAUAGCAGGUGGAGCUACCUCAUUUAUCAGAUACUCCUGAAGAGUACAAAGGGUAGAGAAGUCUAGGAGAGACUGUCAGAGGGAGCUGACUGAUUUCUAGGCCUGGUGUCUCUGACCCAUUAUCACCUGUCUGAGCUAGGUUGUCUCAGCUAUGCUCACUUACUUCCCUCCAUUCCAUUACUUCAGGUUUGUGGUUAAGGAGUCAGAAUGGGGAAAGGAGACCCAGAAUCUACUCAGAGAACCCCAUAUUAUUUUUGCAACUGGCACAUAGACACAAGGAGCAUCCUGGGGUUUUAUUCCAUACAUACAAAUAUACAUACAUAGGCAGAUGUGACUCUUUGUAACUGUGAGAGAGAGAGAGAGAGAGAGAGAGAGAGAGAGAGAGAGAGAGAGAGGUAGGGGUGUGUGUGUGUGUGUGUGUGUGUGUGUGUGUGUGUGUGUGAAUGGAUCUGUGUGAAUGGCUGGGGGCCUUCUGGCCAUUGCUGCAGAUCCUUCUUUCACUCCACAUCUUUUCAUCUUGUAUGAUAUUUGUCUGUGUUCUCUCAUGGAUCCUCCACAGAGUAUUUCUCAAUGUGUGUUUGCUGUGUCUCCUUACAUUUCAUGCAUGCCAGUGGGAUGCUUGGGCUGUCUACUCUUCCUCAGUCUUGCUACAUGACCAGGCUCUGCUCCUUUUCUAAACAUAUAUUUGCUGAAUAUCAUCCUCAUGCCACUUGAAAAUAUGCGGAAAUACAGCAUGGCCUGUGUAUACCCACCAUGUGUCUAUUCAAUGAACCUUAAUUUCCCUUGUAACUCUGAUUCUUUGUUCCCAGCUUUUCAACCUUACAGCAUCACCAGGUGAAUGUAUUAAAAAGAUGAGGUUUUGUGCCAAGUUGCUGCAUGAAAAGCCCUGUGCAUUUUCCCAAGUACAAUCCAGCCUUCUCUCUUCCUCCUACUGAAUUCCAGGUCUGACACAUCUGUAUGCAGUACCUGUCCCAGAUAUAUGUCCUGAUAUAUUAUGGGGAAGUUUAAGUUUAAUUUGGAAUACUAUAAGUUUCCCUACUAUGUCACUCCUAGUCAGGAUGAGAUGGAUACUAUUCUCUGCUUAUCUAUUUUCUUAACAUAGCAUUUAAUAAAUGCUUUUUCCUUCUUUGAUAGCCUUCUGUUGCAGUGUGGGCCAUGGUUAAGGAAGCAAGGUUGGAUUUCAUGACAUUUGUAAUAUUGUCUCAGGAGGUUUUUGACAAUAAAUCCCUCUCCCACUUGGGUUGACAAUAGUCCCUCUGAUGUAUUAUUGACUUUACCUCCUUCAGGCUGACAAGGAAGGUGGAACAAAUCUGCCUUAUUGCCUAUAUGAAUUAUACCUCACCUGUAUACAAUGUUUGGCCUGUGAAUUCUCAAAACCAUAAUGCUUGAAUCAGAAAGAAAUAUUUUAUUCCAUUUAAUGGAAAAAUUAAAUAUUUUGGUGCAUAAACUGACCGUGUCAUG